AGUGCCCCCCCAUCCCCUCAAUCCGGCUGGAUCCUGUUGCGGUGCCGCUGGCGCUGCUGGGAUGGUUGCGGGAGGAGAAGGGGGGUCAGGAAAGCAGGCGGGCAUUCUGGUCUGUGCGCAGUAGUGAGAGUCGGACUCCCAGUAGGCUGGAGUAAGAAGUACCAGUGAUCGCCGCUUGUGCUGCGAGAACGAGCGCUCCCGCUGCACGACGAUAGGGAAAAAUAAAAGCAAAAGGAAAGCCGAGUGCCGUCGCUCGGCAUCGCUGCUUACUCCGCCAUGCCGAAGAGAAAGGUGAACGCUGCUGAAGAGGAGCCAAAAAGGCGAUCAGCACGACUAUCAGCUAAACCUGUGACUGCCAAAACUGAAACCAAAAAAAAAAAAACAGCUUCAAAGGAGAAGCCUGAGGAAAAGAAAGCCCAAACAAAAGGGAAAAGAGGACCAAAAGGUAAACAAACUGAAGAUAUUAACGAAGAGGAAUUAAAGGAUAACUUGCCUGCGGAAAAUGGAGAAGCAAAAAGUGAUGAGGCCCCAGUAUCUGAUGCAGCAGGAGAGAAAGAAGCAAAAUCUGAGUAACAUCUUGUACAAAGUCUCUUAAUCAGUGGUUUCUUUACCACCAUCUUGUACAAUUCAGAGGAAUAUUUUUAUCAACUAUUUUGUAAAUGCAAGUUUUUUAGUGGUUUUAGAAAACUCAUUUUUUUU
Molecule: messenger RNA, 699 nt
Organism: Rhineura floridana
Lineage: Eukaryota; Metazoa; Chordata; Lepidosauria; Squamata; Rhineuridae
Gene: HMGN1
Product: high mobility group nucleosome binding domain 1
Exons: 6
Coding region: 277-573 (98 amino acids)
Biological process (GO): chromatin organization
Cellular component (GO): chromatin; nucleus
Molecular function (GO): nucleosomal DNA binding
Source: RefSeq, a predicted model, not a curated record